CGCUGCCACAGUUAACAUUUUCUGAUCGGUGGGUUACCUAUCCCCUCCCUGUCGCCGCCGAGAAGCGCCGCCAUCGCGUCCUCAUGGACAAUCGCAGCCUACGCCGCCGCCUCAAACCAAGCGGCGCCAUGGAGGAGAAGAGCUCUGGGAAGAAGAAGAAGGCCAGGAGGACGACCAAGCCGCCGGCGUCGGCCGAGGAAGCGGUGACGGUGGCGGAGGCGGUCAGCCUCCUCACGGACGACCUCAUCGUGGAGAUCCUCUCCCGUCUCCCGGCCAGGUCUGUCCACCGCUUCAAGUGCGCUUCCCCGUCUUGGCGCGACCUCAUCGCUGACCCCGCCAACCGCAAGAAGCUGCCGCACACCCUCGCCGGCUUCCUUUACAGCACCUACGACAGCGAAGACCCCCGCUUCCAGCACUUCCACUUCGCCAACGUCUCCGACGGCGCAGCUCCGUCGAUCGACCCACUCCUCCGUUUCUUGCCGCUCGAAAAGUACUUGUACGUCAUUCAACUGGACACAUGCAAUGGCCUCCUCCUCUGCCACUGCUACAUGGCCCAUUCUUCUCCUCCCACAGAUGAGAAUGCACCGGUUGAAUGCCAUUACGUCGUGUGCAAUCCGGGCACCGGGAGGUGGGUGGACCUACCCCUUAACUCAGAGGUGCAAGACGGCCAUCGCAUCUUAGCUCGUUUGGCUUUUGAUCCAGCAGUCUCAUCCCAUUUCCACGUUCUUCAGUUUGAGGAGACUGAUCAGGAGAAAUGCGUGACAGGAGUGAACAUCUACUCUUCGCAAACUGGAGCCUGGAAGCAUAGACAAAGCCGGUUGGUUGAGAAAAUUAGCCUGUUCGCUGGCCUUACAAGUGUCUUCUUUCAUGGUAUGCUGCACUUGCUUGCUUUGUUGUAUCCCAUGAAGAUGGACGACGAUGUUGUGCUGCUAGCAGUGGACCUGGAGCGGCAGGUGUGGAAGACUAUCCGUGUGCCGUCAUGUGGUUUGAGUUUUGGUACGAUCGGAGUGUCACAGGGGUGCUUGCACUUUGCUACCACACCCCUAGCUCGCGUUGACAAUAGCAAGAACAAGAGAAGAAAAAGGAGAGUACCACACUGGUAGCAUCACUCUGGUGUUUGGAGGAUUAUGAUAGCAAACAGUGGGCCCUGAAGCAUAGUACCAGAAAUGAUGAGUUGCAGAUCAGCAUACCUAGGCUGGAGUACAAGGUGGCUGCUAUUCAUCCAGACUGCGACACUAUUUUCUUGGACACAUGUGAUGAUGAGACAUUGGCAGCUUAUGAUAUGCAACAUCGAAAAUUUCAUCGAAUCCUUAACCUUCGGAAAAACAAGGCAGUGACAUUUCUACCCUAUGUUCCACUGUUCUCGGACUCAUUUGCAGGUGCAGAUGGGCAGUAGUCAAGCUCAUGUUUCCUCCAAGAAUUGGCUCUUCUGUAGGCUGAACUAUCUGUGUUGAUUUCUGAAUCUACUUAGAUUAUGUAAUUCAAUUUGCUGGUGCUUAUGUUCCUUCUAGCUUGAUUUUCUCUUUGGAGCAAUCCCUGGUAACCUUAGAGCGGCAGCGGUGUUACCUUCAGACAACGUUUUUGCUUC
Messenger RNA from Triticum aestivum (bread wheat), 1588 nucleotides. RefSeq lists its product as uncharacterized. The record is from RefSeq and is a predicted model, not a curated record. Gene Ontology annotation, molecular function: protein binding. Bases 84 to 1103 code for a protein of 339 amino acids. The transcript has 2 exons. Lineage: Eukaryota; Viridiplantae; Streptophyta; Magnoliopsida; Poales; Poaceae.